This is a messenger RNA of Bursaphelenchus xylophilus (pine wood nematode), 309 nucleotides long. NCBI's taxonomy places the organism in Eukaryota, Metazoa, Nematoda, Chromadorea, Rhabditida, Aphelenchoididae. The record is from the annotation of a GenBank genome assembly.
AUGCGUUCAGUCAUCAUCUGUUCUCUAGCUCUGGUCGCGGUCUUGGCCGUUCCGAGGCACAAGCGUCAAGCCGACUAUGAAGUUCAGGGUGGAGAAAUCCACGUAAAAAAUGAAAGAGGAGAAGUCCAUGGAGGAGUAGUUCGAGACUCAAAUGGAAACGAGAUUCAGGUUGUUGCUGCAGAAGACCGUCAAGGAAAUGGUGGCAUCCAGAUCGAGGGACAGGGACCUGCCUUCCGACAAAAGAGAGGCGCUGACGAGAAAGAUGACGAAAUAAUCGAUAUCUCGGUCUCCAAAGAACAUAAGGCUUGA